GGAGAUCCCGGCCGAGCCCGCCGCCGCCACCGUCGCCCGAGGGAAGCGUGAAGAGGCCACGACCGGGGAGAAAACGCCGGAGUUGCCGCCGGAGAGGAGUCGACUCCCCAGCAGUUGCCGCCGGAGAGGCCCGCCCCCUGUCCCGUUCACAAUGCAGCCUGCUUCUGCAAAGUGGUAUGAUCGAAGGGACUAUGUCUUUAUUGAAUUUUGCGUUGAAGACAGUAAAGAUGUUAAUGUAAAUUUUGAAAAAUCCAAACUUACAUUCAGUUGUCUUGGAGGAAGUGAUAAUUUUAAGCAUUUAAAUGAAAUUGAUCUUUUCCAUUGUAUUGAUCCAAAUGAUUCCAAGCAUAAAAGAACGGACAGAUCAAUCUUAUGUUGUUUACGAAAAGGAGAAUCUGGCCAGUCAUGGCCAAGGUUAACAAAAGAAAGGGCAAAGCUUAAUUGGCUUAGUGUGGACUUUAAUAAUUGGAAAGACUGGGAAGAUGAUUCAGAUGAAGACAUGUCUAAUUUUGACCGUUUCUCUGAGAUGAUGAACAACAUGGGUGGUGAUGAGGAUGUAGAUUUACCAGAAGUAGAUGGAGCAGAUGAUGAUUCGCAAGACAGUGAUGAUGAAAAAAUGCCAGAUCUGGAGUAAGGAAUAUUGUCAUCGGGAUUUUGAGAAAGAAAAAUAACUUCUGCAAGAUUUCAUGAUUGAGAGAAUUCCUGAGUUUAUAGCUCUAAAGGCAGAUGCUGUAUUUGCCUCCUUUAACCCAUUUUUUCAACCUGUUUGUUUUUUUAAAGGCUUCACUAAGGGUUGAUAUGUACCAUUGUAUGGGGCAAUUUUAAGUCGGCUAAGGCAAUAACCUUAUGCAUGAAUAUUUCCCAGACUUCCAUGAAGCUGUUGAGGUCCUAGGCAGUUGAUACAGCAAUUGUAAUAAAUAAAAACAUUUCACCUGUCUCCUUUCUUCAUAGCAUAGAUACUGACACAUUAGGAAGCUCUCAGCUAAGAGAAAGAUAACUAAAUUUUAGAUUUUAGAACAUGGACUCAAAGUGGCUGAAACAAAUUGUCUGAUACCUUGAACUGUUAACCUAGUGUUCCUCUGGUGUAUCCUUCAGGACUGUUCCAUUAAAAAUUUUAUUUUUCAAAAAAUGA
Messenger RNA from Choloepus didactylus (southern two-toed sloth), 1132 nucleotides. RefSeq names its product prostaglandin E synthase 3. Gene Ontology annotation, biological process: telomerase holoenzyme complex assembly; prostaglandin biosynthetic process; telomere maintenance via telomerase. Gene Ontology annotation, molecular function: prostaglandin-E synthase activity; protein-folding chaperone binding; Hsp90 protein binding. Lineage: Eukaryota; Metazoa; Chordata; Mammalia; Pilosa; Megalonychidae. The record is from RefSeq and is a predicted model, not a curated record. The transcript has a single exon. Gene Ontology annotation, cellular component: cytosol; nucleus. The coding region runs from base 152 to 634 and encodes 160 amino acids.